Molecule: messenger RNA, 219 nt
Organism: Echinococcus granulosus
Lineage: Eukaryota; Metazoa; Platyhelminthes; Cestoda; Cyclophyllidea; Taeniidae
Exons: 3
Coding region: 1-219 (72 amino acids)
Source: RefSeq, a predicted model, not a curated record
AUGGGACAUGCUAUACGAGCGUGCAUUUAUGCCGCAUUAAGUUGGCGAAAGAAGCUCAACGUGAUGUCAAUCACCCCCUUCACCACUUCCUGGCCACGCAGAGCAGAAAUGUCAGCAGAAUCGGUGCAAAUCGUGGUCAAACCACCUGAGGCGCCACCUUUAUACUUCCGCUCGACGCCAUGGUCUCUGAGCCGUGCCUGUGGCCAUCCCCUUUCCUAG